Molecule: messenger RNA, 1657 nt
Organism: Pungitius pungitius (ninespine stickleback)
Lineage: Eukaryota; Metazoa; Chordata; Actinopteri; Perciformes; Gasterosteidae
Gene: cmpk1
Product: cytidylate kinase
Exons: 6
Coding region: 209-868 (219 amino acids)
Biological process (GO): UDP biosynthetic process; CDP biosynthetic process; 'de novo' pyrimidine nucleobase biosynthetic process
Cellular component (GO): nucleus; cytoplasm
Molecular function (GO): ATP binding; UMP kinase activity
Source: RefSeq, a predicted model, not a curated record
AAAAAGUGCAAGUGGGUGGGGCUACAACCCCGUGUCACUCCCAUGCGAAAACCCGAUUGGUCGCCGAGGUCAACAGCGGAAGUGGUGUCGUUUGGCACGUCGACUUCCUAUUUCCCCCCCAAACUGACACGCAUUCACCGGUCAGCUUGGCACUUUGUACUUGUCCCCACCCCGGCAGGUUCACGUCUGCGGCAGCUGGCGCUGGUUUAUGAUCGGCUCUGUGCUCGGUAACGUGUCUCACAGGCUGCACAGCUUGUUGUACCGGGUGUCGCUGAUGAUGAAGCCCCAGGUAGUGUUCGUGCUCGGCGGGCCCGGAGCCGGUAAAGGGACCCAAUGCUCCAAAAUCGUGGAGAAUUACAGCUACACCCAUUUGUCAGCUGGUGAUUUGCUGAGGGCGGAGCGGGCCCGGGAGGGGUCAGAGUUUGGGCAGCUCAUUGACAACUACAUCAAGCAGGGCAGGAUUGUCCCUGUGGCGAUCACCAUCAACUUGCUCAGGAAGGCAAUGGAAGAGACCAUGCAGAAAGACGAUAAAAAGUUUCGUUUCCUCAUAGAUGGUUUCCCUAGAAACGAGGACAACCUGACGGGGUGGAACACCGUCAUGGUCGACAAAGCAGAUGUCAAAUUUGUGCUUUUCUUUGACUGCAGUAACGAGGUUUGCAUCGACCGAUGUCUUGAAAGAGGGAAGAGCAGUGGACGCACUGACGACAACAGAGAAAGCUUGGAGAAAAGAAUCCAAACCUACCUGCAGUCUACGCGACCAAUCAUUGAACUGUAUGAGAAACACGGCAAGGUGCGCACUGUGGACGCCUCUCGCUCUGUCGACAAGGUGUUUGCUGAUGUGAAAGCGGUCCUAGACAAAGAGGGUUGAGUUUCCACGCCUGCCAACAACAUUCACUUAUCUACUUUAGUAGUUUUCUUUGUAUCAACUACUAGUGCACCAUAAUACUUUCUGUUCAUAUUACUUUAUUUCCUUUCGGUUACAUAAUUUUGAUAAGUUUCCAUCGGUUUGUAAAAUGCUGCACUGUUUGUGUGUGUGUGUGUGUGUGUGUGUGUGUGUGUGUGUGUGUGUGGUGUGUGUGUGUGUGUGUGUGUGUGUGUGUGUGUGUGUGUGUGUGUGUGUGUGUGUGUGUGUGUGUGUGUGUGUGUGUGUGAUAUGUAUUGGUAUGAUUGAGAAGUAGAGUUGCCAAGCAGCUCCUGGGGAUCAAUUAGUUCAUGCUCAGAAGGGAUUGUCAUAGUUGGAGGUCUUUGCAUAGGCACAAAGUGUAUGAUUAGCUUAGGUAGACCCUUAAAUUGUCACUUAAAGAUGCAUCUAGUAUAAUAAUUUUACAAGUAUCAUGCCAUUGGAAGCAGCUAUAAUGCUUCAUACAACAUAGUUUGACUUACUGCGAUGGAUUUAGCACUGACAGAAUAUCCAAUAGCCUCCAAAUAAAAUAAAUGAAACAUCUGUAUCAUGUUCAAUGUGAAGUACUGCAGGAGCAGGUGCUUUUUUGGGGUAGUUAUUAUGUUUGUGUUGUAGAUGACCCGUUCUUCAAUGAAUAUUUACUUCAAAGCCAUGACACAUGGGACAAAUCAUAGAGAAAACAUGAAGAUACAAAUCCUAAUUUUCUUAAAUCUGUGCUGUACCUGCUGGAAGGAAAAGUAAAAAUGAUUACUUUUA